Portunus trituberculatus (swimming crab) is the source of this 995-nucleotide messenger RNA. RefSeq lists its product as uncharacterized. The coding region runs from base 206 to 904 and encodes 232 amino acids. The transcript is spliced from 4 exons. Gene Ontology annotation, biological process: DNA repair. Gene Ontology annotation, molecular function: catalytic activity. The record is from RefSeq and is a predicted model, not a curated record. Lineage: Eukaryota; Metazoa; Arthropoda; Malacostraca; Decapoda; Portunidae.
ACGAUAAGAAGAAGCAGAAGAAGAAGAAGAAGGAAGAAAAUAGAGAAAAUUAAAGAGAGGGAGAGAGAAACGAAAACCAGAUCAGAUUUAAAGAUAAAAACUCAUAUAAGGAAAGAAUAACAAUAAUUUGAUUUAGAGAGAGAGAGAGAGAGAGAGAGAGACACAUAACCUAGAAAUAAGAAGAGAGUAAAGAACAGCAAUUUUAAUGAGUUACGGGGCAGGAGUGAUGGAGUUCUUCAAGGCGGGAAGCUGUGGGGAGUUCAAGAGGGUGCUGCUGCUGUACCCUGAAGCUGUGAAGGUGAAGGCACAGCAGAAGGCGAAGAAGAAGGGAGAAAGCUUGGAAUCAUUAGACAAGUGGAUACAAAAUGACCUCAAAACAACAGCUGACUCCCGCACUCCUCCACAUGUGACCCGCGAGGAGCUGGUUCGCCUGAUGGAGUGGAAGCUGGCCAGAGGAAAGUUCCGGCCCAGACUGGUGGAACUGGCGGGGUCAAACGAGGAGGAGAAGGUCGUUACAGUCACCACAGAAGGUUUAAGGCUCGGAGCGAAGGGAAAGGUCACGGAGGCUGUCGAGAUGAUAGCCACACUCCGAGGAAUAGGCCCAGCCACAGCAUCUGCCAUCCUUGCUGUGUGUCGACCCGAGUACUUUUGUUUCUUUGCUGACGAGGUUGCCUACACAGCCCUGGCCACAACAACCCUCAAGUACACAGCAAAGGAGUACCAGGCUGUGAACGCUUCUGUUAAGGAUUGUGCUGUGAGGCUGAGCAAGGGUGACAAGAAGUGGACACCUCAUGAAGUGGAAUUGGCUGUGUGGACUUACUGUGUGCUGGAGAAGACCAACCCAGCUCUCCUCCACUCUUCCUCCUCCUCCUCUUCUCCUGAAUCUAAGAGGAGGAAGAAGUAAUUUUGUUUUUGUGUUUCUCCUCCUCCUUCUCCUCCCCCUCCUUCUUCUUCUCUGUAUUCACUGUUGAAGAUGAGGAGGAGGAGGAGGAGGU